UCAUUUCCUACGGAGGCGUAGGCAAGUUGACCUGACUGUCGUGAGCUAGUGUUUGAAGUUAGUAUUGCUGCUGUUCAGCGUUGAAGGCUGUUUUGGAAAGGCGACAGUGUCGCGGGUUCUGCCAGUGACUGGCUUUUUUGCAAACCAGUUGUACGAAUUUCUUGUCGUUGCCCCCGCCCCCACGCUGUGCGGGUACGGCGGCCCAGGAGGCUCGUGUACGGCGGAAGUACCGGGCGAGUGGGUGUGGGCCGCGGGGCGGACGGUGCACGUGGCGCGGGUAGAGUAAGCAUGUCUUUUCGAGGCGGAGGUCGGGGGGGCUUUAAUCGAGGUGGCGGCUUCAAUCGCGGCGGCAGCAACAACCACUUUCGAGGUGGAGGCGGUAAUUUCAGAGGCGGCGGUGGCGGUAAUUUCAGAGGCGGCGGUGGCGGCAGAGGAGGAUUUGGACGAGGAGGUGGCCGCGGAGGCUUUAACAAAGGCCAGGACCAAGGACCUCCGGAACAUGUAGUUUUAUUAGGAGAGUUCCUGCAUCCCUGUGAAGAUGACAUAGUUUGUAAAUGUACUACAGACGAAAAUAAGGUGCCUUAUUUCAAUGCUCCAGUUUAUUUAGAGAACAAAGAACAAAUUGGUAAAGUGGAUGAAAUAUUUGGACAACUUAGAGAUUUUUAUUUUUCUGUUAAAUUGUCAGAAAAUAUGAAGGCAUCUUCCUUUAAAAAACUGCAGAAGUUUUAUAUAGACCCAUAUAAACUGCUACCACUGCAGAGGUUUUUACCUCGACCUCCAGGUGAGAAGGGACCUCCAAGAGGUGGUGGCAGGGGAGGUCGAGGAGGCGGCAGAGGCGGCAGAGGUGGCAGAGGUGGUGGUUUCAGAGGUGGAAGAGGAGGUGGAGGCUUCAGAGGAGGAAGGGGUGGUGGUGGUUUCAGAGGAAGAGGACAUUAAGUGUAACAGCUGACAGAGAACUUCCUACAUGAUCUACUUCUAUGGAUCAGAAACUUGUUUCUUGAGCACGUCUCGAAGAACUCGUCAUUUUCUGAUAGUGGAACUAAGAUGUUAAUGCCGUGCAAAAACGAGUGCACCAGAAUAGGUGAUUUUGCUCUAAAAGAGUAUGAACAAAUGUUUUAAUGUUUUGUAAAAUGUUUGGAACUCUGUGGGUGCUUAAUAAAUGGGCAGUUUUCAUUUGGAGCAUACUUGGAAUUUUUAAAAUAAAGUUUUAUUUCUUCAAGUUA
Molecule: messenger RNA, 1223 nt
Organism: Ailuropoda melanoleuca (giant panda)
Lineage: Eukaryota; Metazoa; Chordata; Mammalia; Carnivora; Ursidae
Gene: GAR1
Product: GAR1 ribonucleoprotein
Exons: 7
Coding region: 289-936 (215 amino acids)
Biological process (GO): ribosome biogenesis; snoRNA guided rRNA pseudouridine synthesis
Cellular component (GO): box H/ACA snoRNP complex
Molecular function (GO): box H/ACA snoRNA binding
Source: RefSeq, a predicted model, not a curated record